Molecule: messenger RNA, 3528 nt
Organism: Anguilla rostrata (American eel)
Lineage: Eukaryota; Metazoa; Chordata; Actinopteri; Anguilliformes; Anguillidae
Product: potassium voltage-gated channel subfamily A member 1
Exons: 2
Coding region: 436-2124 (562 amino acids)
Biological process (GO): protein homooligomerization; potassium ion transmembrane transport
Cellular component (GO): voltage-gated potassium channel complex; membrane; intercalated disc
Molecular function (GO): delayed rectifier potassium channel activity; protein binding
Source: RefSeq, a predicted model, not a curated record
UCAGAGCUAAAGGUAUCCUGUGGGAGGCGUAAAAACGCACGGACUCGGCUGACUUCACAAAUGAGACCCUCCCCCUUUCUCUCUCUCCCCCGGUUCUAAAUGACAGAUUGCCUGACACCGAAAAACAUUUUCAAAGGAUUCCCUGACAGCGGUGGCGAAACAGCUCUUUUGACGUCAGGAACAAUCAUCCGGGUCCCCACACUCCGCUCUUAUGGUAUUAUUUACUUUGCCAAGACCAGGGCGCUCGCGCUGGCUUAGUCGUUUUUUUAUACAUACAUAUAUGUAUUAUUAUAACGGGGGGGAGGAGGGUGUUUUGGAUUAUAUCCAGUUUAAUCUGGGACUGAUCUGUUGAUCUGAAAAAAGCGCGUGGAGAGCAAGGGAAUAUUCUGGUGCGACUAUCCAACUCUUUGCGGAUGAAUAUUUAAUGGAUCCGGAAUGGAGAUAGCCUUGGUGAGUUUUGAGAACGGCGGGGCCAAAGGGACCGGCGGCAGCAACAACGACGCCUGCUCGAACGCGCUGAAUCUCCCGCAGGCGCCCUUCGCACAAACCGGGCGCGGCGAGAGCUACGGAAAUGAGCUGAACGCUCUCGGUAGCCUGCAACGGGGCUCGUGGAAAAUAAACGACAUGAACAACACCUUCAGCAGCAGCGAGAAUGCCAUGGACGCGCUACUGCGCGCGGAUCACAGCCCCCAUCUCUUUGACGAAGACAUGCUGGACAUGGAUUUAGACAACGAGAGCAACGAGAGGGUGCUGAUCAACAUCGCCGGUUUGAGGUUCGAGACGCAGUUGGGGACCCUGAAUCAGUUCCCGGACACUUUGUUGGGAGACCCCGACAAAAGGAUCAAGUACUUCGAUCCACUUCGCAACGAGUACUUCUUUGACCGCAACCGACCAAGUUUUGAUGGAAUACUUUAUUUUUAUCAGUCGGGUGGAAAAAUCCGACGACCUGUCAAUGUGUCCAUCGACGUGUUCGCUGAUGAAAUUCGGUUCUACCAGCUCGGGGAGGAGGCGAUGGAAAGGUUCAGAGAAGACGAGGGUUUUAUUAAAGAUGAAGAAAAACCUUUGCCAGAGAAUGAAUUCCAAAAACAGGUAUGGCUCAUUUUCGAGUACCCCGAAAGCUCGAGCCCCGCCAGAGGAAUCGCCAUCGUCUCCGUGCUGGUCAUUACCAUAUCAAUCAUCACUUUCUGCAUGGAGACGCUUCCCGAGUUCAGAGACGAGAGAGAACUGCCAGCCACCAGCAGACUGGACAACACCACCGAAACUCGGCCGUCUCACACUUUCUCCGACCCCUUCUUCAUCAUAGAAACCACCUGCGUGAUAUGGUUCACCUUCGAGCUUACCGUGCGAUUUUUCGCUUGCCCGAGCAAGUCCGAGUUCUCCAAAACCCUCAUGAACAUCAUAGACAUUAUGGCCAUAAUGCCGUACUUUAUAACGGUGGGCACGGAGCUGGCCGAGCAGCAGGGGCAGGGCAACAACAGCGGGCAGCAGGCCAUGUCCCUGGCCAUUCUGAGGGUGAUUCGGCUGGUUCGUGUGUUCAGGAUAUUCAAACUGUCCCGACACUCGAAAGGACUGCAAAUUCUGGGGCAAACUCUGAAGGCCAGCAUGCGCGAGCUCGGACUCCUAAUCUUCUUCUUGUUCAUCGGGGUCAUCUUGUUCUCGAGCGCCGUGUACUUCGCAGAGGCAGACGAGCCCGAGUCCCACUUCUCCAGCAUCCCCGAUGCCUUCUGGUGGGCCGUUGUAACCAUGACAACUGUUGGUUAUGGAGACAUGAGACCUGUGACAGUUGGGGGCAAAAUCGUCGGCUCGCUGUGCGCGAUCGCGGGGGUUUUGACCAUCGCUCUGCCGGUUCCAGUAAUCGUGUCCAACUUCAAUUACUUUUAUCACAGAGAAACUGAUCAAGAUCAAUCGUCUCUAAAAGAGGAGCCCGCCAAUGAGAACGAGGGCCCCGGGGAGGAGCUAAAACGAAGCCGCAGCAAAUCUUCCCUAAAGUCCACAGAGGAUGUAGAAAAAAAUGAUGGGGCAAACACGCCGGUCGAAAAAGCGAACAUUAAAGCAAACAGCAACAUGGAUAUCAAAAGGUCCCUCUAUGCGCUUUGCUUAGACGCAAGGGAAACAGACUUAUAGGCUAUAGGCUUUAACGACCGUAUUCCGUUGGUCGCUGACUACUUUGACGAUUAAUAUGAAUAUACUCAUACUUAACUUCAAUAAAUGUUUUUCAGCAAGUGAUCACAUUUUUGUUGCAACAAUGGCAAAUUUAAGCCUGAUACGCGUCCAAACCAACAUACCGAGAUUCGCCUAAUUAAUAAACGGCAAUUAGGCCAGUCUGCACAAACAUACACAGUAUUUUCACACCUCAGGAUCGCACUACAGUUGGGCCUAACGAUAAUUACAAACAAUAAUUAACCAGAAACACACCGCCGCGACGCGAAGGGAAAGGCGAUAGUGAUAGAUUACAGUAUGACCAGAAAUAAUUACUUGUGCGCUUAAAUUUAUCGUUGUGGGAUUAGGGUGUUGGAAGUCAGGCAGAACUGUCAUCGAUCUGUCGAGCAGGCCUUAAUUGAGUUGCAACGACAAACAGAAAAACAGCAGUGUGUAAAAUAAAUAAUUUAUUUUGUUUUUAUAUAUAUAAAAAUAGGAAAAAUCGAAUUGGUAUUUUAUGCUCAACGUUCUGUCGAUGUUAAUGUUCUGUUUGAUAUCGGAUUUAUUAUUACAUUCUUGAAGACGUGUAUAUAUUUUCCUAUAUCAUUUAGUCAUCGAUAUAAUCUAUGUAGGGAUUGAAAGAGCAACCCUGCUGGCGUAAACUAUACGUGCGACGUAGCUGUUCAAUUCUAUGAAACAGUUCAUUGUGGUGACAUGAUCUACUAUCCUUGUUUCCUCGCUUAUUUUUAAUAUCCGUGGAGAUAUAUCCAAUAUAUUUUUUAUUUCAAUUAUACAAUCACGUGUCAAUUGUUUUUUUUUUUUGUGGGAAUUGAAACUUUACAUUGCAACACUUUUUUGAGAUUGCCAAGAGGACACUGAGGAGCUUUAUCAUAACGAACAUGGCGUUUAGACGGGCUGCCCCGAGGUAAUCAGUACACUGUUUUAAUGCCCACCUCAAGAAAGUGGACCAGACGGCUGUAAAGCGAUGUCGGAAUACCAAUAGAAGAAAUUGUGGAGAUUCGUGGAAACUCAAUGGUGCACAGAGACUCCAAAAACUCACCAGAGAGCUUCGGUCGGGGGACUCACACUGACAGGUCCUACUACAGAUGCACUGGGAGUCAUCCACACCAGAGACGGGGUCCAGCUGAACACCACCAACACUCAAACUCGUGCCUUCGACCAAUUCACCACCAUUUCCUUUUUGUUUUUGCCAGCAAAACAAUGCGUUCUGGGUACUGACUGCCCUGAAAUGACUGACAGAAUUUUACUGACGCCCAUGGGGCUCCACCCACACUCUCGCAGGGCAGAAAGGGGCGUGGCUUCUAAGAUGCACAAACAUUCUAAAUUCCGGGCAUUCUGGCGAGCUAGUGUUGGGGAAAAAAACAAAAA